CUUGCCGCGGGAAGAAAGUGCCGUUGAAGUGACUAACUUUGGCCGGGCCGCGGAUGCGGGAAGCACACUGAUUGGCCCGGUCUGAGCCCUUGCUUAUCUAUCCGCAACUCCAUCUCCUUCCCGCGGGAUCCUGAAAGCCGCCUCUGUCGAGAAGGAACGAGGAGUCGGGAGGAUCACGAACCAGGGGUGCGUUUGAUUUUCAAUGACUAGAACCACCUAAUUUUAUCUUCCAAUUGAUCCGCGUGAUCGCCUCUCGCCAGUCACGCCAUGAAGACCUCCUACGGCACACCGUCAUCCCGGCGACGCACCCGCUGGCUAUUUUCAACUGCUUUUCUAUGUGGUUCAACCAUUUCUCUUGCAUAAACUUCGAACAACUUGUUCCGACUAUCAGUCAUAGUUCUAGUACUUCAAAUGACCAUGGCAUCGCUUUCUUCGACUGAUUCACCCGGUGGUAUGGUCAUUACCACAGCCCCGACAGAAAGGAGGUCUAGUCUGGCUGCCAAGCGCAAAAUCUCGCCAGGGAUAUCUCUAGUCUCAGGCGGAAUUGCUGGAGCUGUUGAAGCUUCAACUACAUCCGACAAGUAUCCCUUUGAAUUCGCAAAGACGAGAGCGCAGCUCCACUCGACAGGCACCAAGAACCCAUUUGCAGUACUGCUUCAAGUUGCUCGACAGGAUGGUCCGAAAGCCAUCUACACAGGCUGCUCAACCCUUAUAAUUGGGACGACAUUUAAAGCCGGAGUUCGCUUCCUGUCAUUCGACUCUAUCAGAAACUCUUUGAUGGAUAGCGAAGGUCACUUGACUCCGGCGAGGGGUAUUCUGGCAGGUAUGAUUGCCGGAUGCGUAGAGAGUGUUGUGGCGGUAACACCAACUGAGAGAGUCAAGACAGCACUUAUUGAUGAUGCAAAGUCUGGCGCACGAAAGUACGCCGGUGGGACGAAUGCAUUGAUAACAAUGGCGAAAGAGCAUGGAUUCGCAGAAGUAUAUCGAGGCCUUGUUUCUACUACGUUGAAGCAGUCCGCCACUUCAGCGGUACGUAUGGGCUCGUAUAAUGUGCUCAAAGAACAGUCCAAGCAGCAUGGCCUGCCGAAUACUUCACUAGUCACGUUCGGAUCGGGAUCAAUCGCUGGGAUCGUCACUGUCUACGCCACGCAACCCUUCGACACUAUCAAGACUAGAGCACAGUCAGCUCGUGGGGCUGGAACACUGGAAGCGCUUCGCAUGGUGCUUUCAGAGAGGGGUGUUAGGGGCUUGUGGAGUGGGAGCACUAUGAGACUUGGUCGUCUGAUUCUGAGUGGGGGCAUUGUUUUCACUGUAUACGAGAAAGUUGCUGGUAUUUUGAGCCGUUGAAAGAUUUUGGUGUAGGUGGGCGAAGUGCUAUAGGGAAAUGCGGCACUAAAUACACCUUUUAUUAGUAGAAGAACAUGCUUCUCUCACAUCAGUAUCACUAGAGUCUUCAAAGGAAGAAAAAGUGAAAGUCAAGGAGUAUUUAGCGAGCUCCUUGGGAUCCACGCAUUCUUCAAUCAUUGCGCCUCCUGGUCAACUGCAAUUGUCCCCCCAUCCGUACCAACCUCAGGAACCCGUGAUCAGGUCUAGUAUAGUCUUUUAUCUCUGGCGGACACUUCUGUCUUCCGAGAGACAUGACUCAUGAGACUGGCUCAAGGUUACUGGAGGCAAGUUGAAUACGGAUGAGUUGUAGUCAGCUGCAGGCAGUAGCACAGCAGA
This is a messenger RNA of Colletotrichum godetiae, 1722 nucleotides long. Its product is annotated as tricarboxylate transporter. Lineage: Eukaryota; Fungi; Ascomycota; Sordariomycetes; Glomerellales; Glomerellaceae. Gene Ontology annotation, molecular function: citrate secondary active transmembrane transporter activity. The record is from RefSeq and is a predicted model, not a curated record. Gene Ontology annotation, biological process: mitochondrial citrate transmembrane transport. Gene Ontology annotation, cellular component: mitochondrion. The coding region runs from base 412 to 1347 and encodes 311 amino acids. The transcript is spliced from 4 exons.